Ylistrum balloti is the source of this 678-nucleotide messenger RNA. RefSeq lists its product as uncharacterized. Bases 1 to 678 code for a protein of 225 amino acids. Lineage: Eukaryota; Metazoa; Mollusca; Bivalvia; Pectinida; Pectinidae. Gene Ontology annotation, molecular function: nucleic acid binding. The record is from RefSeq and is a predicted model, not a curated record. The transcript has a single exon. Gene Ontology annotation, biological process: DNA integration.
AUGGCAUGUCAAGCUACUUCAAAACCAACCAAACUCUGUAAACCACUUAAGAUGAGUCUUUUACUCUCCGGACCAUGGGAAAGAUUUAGCGCUGAAUUUUGCGGACCUCUCCCUUCAGGAGACUACCUGUUCGUCAUCGUCGACGAAUACUCCAGGUACCCGGUAGUAGAAACUGUCAAAAGUGUCUCGUCAGCCACAACAAUUCCCGUUCUGGACAAAGUGAUCAGCAUGUUUGGUAUCCCCAAAGGUAUAAAAACAGAUAACGGUAGUUCAUUCAACUCCAGCCAGUUUGCCAAAUAUGCAGAGAACAUUGGAUUCGAUCACCGAAAGAUCACUCCUUGUUGGCCCAGAGCGAAUGCCCAAGCUGAAGCGUUCAACAAACCACUGAUGAAAACGAUUAAAGACUCUCACCUGGAACAUAAAAACUGGAAACAGGAAAUGUACAAAUUCCUUCGACAACACAGAGCAACUCCUCACUAUACCAGUGGACUAGCUCCGCAUAGGUUGAUGUUCUCCAGAGAGCCAAACACCAAGUUACCCGAAAUCCCACAGACCAAAUGUAAGCCUGAACAUGUGGUGGUUGAGGAAAUCUUGCACAACAAAGAUAGCUUGGGGAAGUCAAAAAUGAAAUCACUACUGUACUGUACUAUUGUAACCGGAAUUGAGGUUCGAGAUUAA